Molecule: messenger RNA, 2520 nt
Organism: Microthlaspi erraticum
Lineage: Eukaryota; Viridiplantae; Streptophyta; Magnoliopsida; Brassicales; Brassicaceae
Source: the annotation of a GenBank genome assembly
AUGGAGAGCAUCUACGACGACAACUCUGAGGCACAAACCAGGUGGUGCCACAGAGUAAUGACUAGUAGCGAAAAAUUUUACGAGGACGAGUUUCUUAGGAUCCUCUCAGCCUCCUAUGACCUCAAGAAGUUUGCGAAUACGCUAACGUCAGAUUCAGAUAACUUGGUCGAAAUCAUCAGCGACGAAGCAGGCUUGGACCGCGUCAUGAGGAUCUUAGGAAUAUCAGACGAUAUCAACACGAUACUUUUCCAAACAAUCAUGGCCAGAUUCCCCGCGACUAUGACUCUUAAGAGCGGCAAAGCUUUGGCGUCACGACUCCUAGACGUUUGCAACAUUGACCAAAAGAACACGUUUUGCCAGACCACGUACCGUCACGCCCUUCUCUUGGCGCGUGACGAAAACGGUUGCAGCACACUCAAGAAAGCCAUAACAAUAGCUGAUGAUAUCUUAAAAUCUGAUUUCCUCGAGCUGAUCUCUCUCAAGGCUCACUUCCUAAGCGAGGACGAUUUAGGAAUCUCCUUAAUCCAACAUGUGCUUAACCUCGACUAUACACGGAAAGCCACAGAAGACGACACGCUCUUGCACGAGCUAUUCGCGGAGUUUGAUGAGAUUCUCCCGACAUGUGACACGGUGGAGCUUCUUAACCUUGCCUCGAAGCUGACGUCAGAUUCUCGUCUCUUUUUGGAGUUUGUCAAAACAAUAAGAGGCUUGCUCAUGGUUCAGAUCAUCCUUGGAAGAUCAGAAGAAGUCGACAGAGUGUUUUGGGAGGCCAUCAGGCGAGGCUACACCGAUCUUGCAAUCACUCAUCACGGUCAUCGCAUCAUGUUACGAACCAUAAACGUUUUCGAGAAAAGAGGAAACAAGAAUGUGUACGCGCAAAUCCUACGCCUAGUUGGAUACAACGCUUUCUACCUAUCCAAGCAACCUAUUAUGGGAAACGCCGCCGUACUGCACGCCAUUAAUAUACACAACCCGAACUGUACGGAAUUCAUCGCUUGUGGGCUUCAAUGCCACUACAUUGAGCUUUCUUUUCUGAAUAAUGGAAGCAACAUUGUGGAGAAGCUCCUCGGUGAAGUUGACCAAGAUUUCAUGCUGCCUUUGAUUUUUAUGGUGAUGGAGAUUGUCAACUGUGACGAAGAUACGUUGGUGAGAUUGGCCAAGGAUGAAUACGGGAAUCGGGUUUUGGAAAAGACUCUACAUGUGGCAGAUUAUCAUCAUUUGUAUGAUUUGGUAGAUGAUAUUGUCGACAAGUUGGAGCCUCUUCUUGAUACCUUGCGUGGGUCACGCGGAGAAAACAUUGCAGCUCUCGUCAUCCAGGUCCUCGGGUCUGACUCAGAUCAGUCAGACAAGUCUGAGUCAGACCAAUCAGACCAGUUUGAGUCAGACCAAGACCAAGACUGGUCUUACUUGGACAGGUUUCGACAGCAUUCAAGAUCCACAUGGCAUAACAAUNUAGCUGGUCAGGAUGGCAACUUCCAAGUCUUCCCCUUGGCUGUUGCUGUUGUAGAUGCAGAGAAUAAUGAGUCUUGGGGGUGGUUUUUCAACAAGUUGAAAAGUUGCUUCACUGAGGAUUUCCCACUGGUCAUAGUCUCUGAUAGACACCCAGCUAUCGCCAAUGCAAUUGAAAGUGUCCUGCCAUGGGCAACAAGAGGUAUAUGCUACUAUCAUAUGCAAAAUAACAUAAUUGGAACUUACCACGCGAAAGAAAUCAUGUAUAUGGUCAAAGGUGCUGCAUAUGCGCACACGGUGGACACUUACAACUGGUAUAUGGAUCAAAUACGAGCUGCAAAACCGGCGCUUGCAACGUACUUGGAGGGAGCCGAUCCGAGCUUGUGGUCACGAGUUCACUGCCCAGGAGAAAGAUACAACCUAAAGACUAGCAAUAUCGCGGAGUCGAUUAACGCCAUGGUGAAGAAAGCCAAAGAUUUUCCAAUACCUUUUCUCUUAGAGUUUAUCAGAGAGAGGUUGAGCCACUGGUUCCUCAAGAGGCGUGAAAAUGCUCUAGGUCUCACCACCGAUCAUAGCAAAGGAGUUGAAUACUUGUUGUCUAUUCGUGAGUACUAUGCAGGUUUUAUGGACGUGGAGCGCAUAGAUGAUUGGCAUUUCCAAGUUAAGUCUACAUCAGGAUACUAUAACGUCGAUCUUGAGCUCCGAACGUGCUCUUGUGGUGUGUUUGAUAUUGAAAAGAUACCAUGUUCGCACGUCAUUGCUGCAAUUACAAUGGCUGGAUUGUCAGUCUCCGAUUAUGUGAGUCCGGCUUACAAGAGGAACACCUGUCACUCAACGUACGCGCAUCCACUUUUUCCUCCUCCUUCCAGAUUCUCCUCCGUGAAGAAGGAACGUUGCCGUCCUCCUAAAGAAAAACCCACUCCUGGUAGGAAAAAGAAAUCUAGGUGGCAAAGCUGGUUAGAAAUGGCAAGAAAGAGGAAGCAUAAACCGAGGAAGAUGCCAAAAGCGUACACAUGCUCUAAGUGUAGAUUACCAGGUCAUACUCGUCCAAAAUGCACUGCUGACGACUGA